This is a messenger RNA of Drosophila innubila, 3156 nucleotides long. RefSeq lists its product as uncharacterized. The record is from RefSeq and is a predicted model, not a curated record. The transcript is spliced from 3 exons. The coding region runs from base 16 to 3051 and encodes 1011 amino acids. Lineage: Eukaryota; Metazoa; Arthropoda; Insecta; Diptera; Drosophilidae.
UUGAUAAGCCUCAAAAUGGCGAGCUGUCAGUUUAUCUUUGAUGUUGUUGUACCGCAUUUCGAUGCACCCGGGAUUAAGAUUAAAGAUCCAAAAAAACUUGAAGUGGUGGUCCAGUUUAAUAAUAAACCAAUUUCCAUAACUUCAAGUCGCAUAAAUGUGAAUGAAUUCAAACCCUCCGCUGGCAUGGAACUCAAUAUUGUGCCAAAAAAGCUGCGAAGCACGCUUGAGGAAUGUGGCAUGCCCCUCACGGUCAAGAAUAAUGGUAAGGUGGAAGGUGUUGGCCAGAUAAUCUUUCCCCAAAUGGUCAUCGCUCGCAUAGAGGAAGGCAUGACGGACAUAAUGCAUGUGGAUUCCUGCACUUUUGAGAAGGAUGGCGAAGUCGUGGGUAAACUUGAGAUUCUCUGCCGUCUGGUCAUUAAAUGUCAAGAGCAGCCAAAAGAGGAGAGCAUAUGUAAGCGGAAUAUGGAUAAAAGCAUUGCCCAACAGGACAUCAUGUUUGUCGUCUCCGAGUCCCAGCGAUGUCCCAGUCCUUGUGAUCCUUGCUUAGACGCUCUGGCACCGGAGGAGGGUGAUGAACGCCUCAAGCUGGACAUGCAGCGAUAUCGUAGCUUCACGGAUGCACUCAAAUCCGACAAAGUUUUCACACACAAUCCAGCGGGAAAUGCCGCCUGUUGCGAAAUAAAAAAAAUGGCACAGGAGUGCGGGGAUAUUGUUGACUCCAUUACCAAGGCAGCUGGUCAUCCGAAACCUCUGAAGUCGCCUUGUCGUAAACCUGAAGAUCCGGACAGUCCUUGCCUCAUCACCGACCAAUUCCCCAUAGAGGAAAAUCCACUCACUUCGCCAAAUUUCCCUUGCUUUUCCUACCUGCCAGCUCGCAUUGACGACCCGCCUGAUUUCUGUAGUCCCAACCUGAUACCUGUGCCCAUAAGUGACUUGGAGAAGCCAAUGAUCAAACCCUCACGAUUCUGUCCCAUUUGCCUGACCAACAUGUCAUGGAUGCCUAAAUUUGCCACUUGUCCCACGUGCGGAAUUAAACCCAUGCCAGUUGUUGAGGAGCGUCACAAGCUGAAGAAACUGACGGCAGAUCAAAUACUGACUGAGUAUCUCGGUAAGCCCAAGGGUGCAGAUGAGAAUUACUGUGUGGAUCCCUGUAACAUGCAGCCCGAUGAUAAGGAUGCGGAGGAGGAAACCGCUUGUCGUUGCACCUGCAAAUUUGGAAAAGUCUGUGCUCAUUGUCGCAUUCGAAAGCUGGUCGCGGAUAUUUUCCAGGCCAGUAAAAACGACCCCAUUUGUCCCAAGGCGAAACCGAAUUCGUCCGAGGACUUUUGUGUGCUGGAAAACGACACGGUCGAGUGUAGACCUUAUUUGGCACGCGUCUUCUCCGAGCUACGGGAUUUGUAUAACCUCAAGGACACCGUGCAAAAGGAAGACAAUGAGAAGCCGGUCAGUCGCCUACCGCCUUCUACAGAGAAGGAAGCUGCUCAAUCAAGCCACGCUGAGAAAACAAAGGCAGUGCCUGGGCAGGAGCAGAAGAGAAUAAUACCCAGAACUCACAAGCCCGUUGAGCGCAUACGAAAGAAGUUCGAGAUUGGACACAAGUUCUGUGUGAAUCAUCGGGGACCCGUCGCCCAUUAUCAGGGCUGGGCGUGGCAUCUGAGAGAAGAGGCACACAAGCUCGGCUGGCGACCGGGCUCGGUUCGGAAAUCCGUCAAGAAACUAAUGAAGCACUUUCUGCACUAUACGCCCGAGAACAGUCCAUUAAAUGUGUGCCGGAAAGAGAGAGAAGCUGAGCUGGAAAGAGAAAGACAGUUGCCCACACUGAAUAUGUGCAAGAAGAAUGGCGAAAUCUUUGUAACUCUCCGUGCUCUCAACGAUCCCAAUGUCCAAAUGAAACCAAUUGUCUUUAAAAUUGUGAAGAGUGAUCUCGCUGUGAUCGUGAGCAACAUUAAGAGAAAGCUGAAGGAGAAGGGCUUUCGGAAGUGUACCUGUCAUCAGACCCUCAUGAUGUGCGUAUGUCGCGACAACGAGGAGAAGAAACAACUCGAGAAUGCUGUGGCAAAGGAAUCUCGGCGUCAUGGCAUUGAAAAUUGUGUGGAGCACUUGGUGCUCACCGAUACGAGUGACAGCGAGAUGGAGUUUGAUUUUGAUGUGACGCCUCCAGCGGGCACAGCGGUACCUUCUUCACUGUCGCAUCGUAAGGGCCUCGUUAGGAGCCACAGCACACAGACACUGGGAAAGAAGGAUCUGAAGGUAACGCCCCGAUUUCCCAUUCCCCAUUAUCCCUAUUCACGCACCUAUGACUGUGCGGCGGGUGAUCGCUAUACGGGUACUGCCCUGGGCGCACCCGGUGAGACGGUCUUUGAAGACGGCGUCUUCGGAUUUAGAGGUGGCGGCCCACAUGGUGCAUCAGCUGCUCCUGGCGGCAGAUCCAAAACCCCGGGCAUAUGGGGUUCGAGUCCUGGUGGACCAAUGCGUGGAGUUGGACGUGUUGGCAACGGAGGCGGAGGCGGAGGUGGAGGAGGUGGUCGAGGCGGUGCCGGUGGCGGUGGCGGAAGAGGAGGAGCUGCAGGUGGAGGAAGUUUCGGAGGUGGCGGAGGUGGACCAGGUGGUGGCUUUGCCGGCUUUGGUGGCAAGUCAUUCCCUGGCGCCAAAAGGGAACCCGGCAGCAAAGUCAAGAGUCCUCCGAUUCCAGUGCGAAUGCCAAAGCGUCAUUACAAGGCCGUUGCAGCUGCUGAGAAAGCCAAAAAAGAUGCCAUUAAGCAUGAGCUUGAGAAGAAGAAGAAGGGCACCCACCUUAUCAAGUAUUUGGAGGAAAAAGGGGCCGUACCCUCACCCUGGGAUCCCAAUGACCCCAAUCCAGCGCCAAAGAAAGAACAGAUCAAGCCGCCUGUCGGUCCCGACGGUCUGACCGAUGUCCAGCGUAGACGCCGCAAUCUGCAGUCGGGGCCAAUACCACCACUGGACACCAUGCCUCGACUCGGCAGAUCUGAUGGCGGAUGCUACAGUCCGUGUGCAGAACAAUGCUGCUAUCCGUGUAGCUACUACUGUUGAAUUUCUGGCAAAAGUUAAACCCAGGGAUCUAAUCAGGAAUAGCCUUUUAAUAAUAUUUACCCACCAUGUAUUUAUUAUCACUUUAAUAAAUUUAAUACACUAUUA